AUUUGCGUGGUAAUUAUCAUUAACGAGCAAGCAGUUACUUUUCUUUUCUGUUUUCAAUCAUGGAUUCAAGAGUAGUUCAAAGUGUAGUGCAUGAGAACGAUGAACAUUACCCCCACAUUGUUGCCUUAGAGCAAGUGACACACGGUGCAGAAGAAGACCACUUUGAUCAUGAGAAGAAGUCUGUUCUGAAUAAGGUCAAGGCAAAGGCUAAGAAAAUUAAGGACACGAUUAAGAAGCAUGGCCAUCAAGUGCUUGAUCGUGGUCAUGAGUAUAACAAUGAAGAUCAGCAUACCCUUGAUGAUCAUGACUUAGACGAGGAUGAUGAAAUGGCUGAAGACCCACAAGUUCAUAAAACACCAAUUCAUGAAAGUGAAGAUGUUAAAACUGCAACACCUACAUCUGAGCAAGUCGAAAAUUUGGGGAAGUCAGGAAUUGAUUCUGGAGGCACAAGAGGUACAACAGUUAUGGGAGAGGAACCCCGUCAUGAUGCACUACUUGGAGGUGUUUCUUCAACUACUGAAAUUGAUCAAAACAUAGCCACUGACUCAGCCAAAACAUUUUCUGUGGAAGAAAAGGCAGGGCCACCAAAGGACAAUUUAGAGAAGUCAAUAGGCUUGGACUUGGAGGAAGAGCCUCACGCUCCAGGAAGUAGACCUGAGGCAUAUCCCCCUACCAAUUAUCAAACCAAAAUCACUGAUCCAAGUGUGAUAGGAAAGGAUGAAAUAGAAGAAAUCACACCAGUUGAGGAAUCUUUUGCAAAAAUGAAUAUGCAUGAUGAGCCAAAACCUACUCCAGAACCAAAUAUCCAAGCAACUGUUGUUGAUUCUGAAUACCCUCCUGUUGGAAACCACGAUCAGUUUGUGCCACACCUCUCUGCUGCAACACAAACUCAGUAUCCUUCUGCUGAAAGUCAUGAUCAGUUCAAUCAGGAAACAACAUCCACAAAUAUCAACAGAAACCUGGUAAAUCCCACAGAAACUGGACAAACUUUCAACACCAUCACAACCACAAUUGAAGAAAAACCACUCUAUGAAGCAAAGACUGAUGAAGUUAUCUCUCCUAAAGAUGUCAUAGCUUCUGAGGCUGGUUCAGGAGAGAAAGAUGCCAUAAAGGACAAGGUGGUAACAAAUAAAGAGCAACAAAAAAUUGGGGAUGCUUCUAACAUGUCUGGCUCAACUGCACAACAUGGAAAGAACAUUGCUCACUCUCUGACUGAGAAAUUAGCUCCAGUUUAUGAUAAGGUUGCAGUGGUAGGAAGUGCAGUGAAGUCCAAAGUGACUGGAACUAGCACUGGUGGUGUUGGAACUGAGACAAAGAAUGAGGUUUCUGUGAAGGACUAUUUGGCUGAGAAGCUAAAGCCUGGUGAAGAAGACAAGGCACUUUCUGAGUUAAUUUCAGAAGCUUUACAUAAGAAAAAGGAAGAGCCAGUGAAAAAUGAGGAUGGAAACUUGGAUGACGGCAAUGAUAAAAUGUGUGAAGAGUCCAGGGAAAGGUGUGGUUGGCAAGCUUAAGGGUGUUGUUGGCUCUUGGUUUGGCAAAGCCGAGGAAAAAGGAGGUGAAGAUUUAUCCAAGAAUACAAAUUCUGGUGCAGAAGUGGAACAGGUUCACCAGGUUGUAGGUGAAAUCAAGAGUGGUCCAAUUGAAGAACAAGGGACUGGCUGAAUUUCUUCAUGGACAUUGGAUAAUACAUGUGUGCUGUGCUUUCCUUGUGAUUAGAUAUUUGUAUAUGUUGGAUUCAUGUGUAAGUUAUUAUAUGUUUGUGUAGAUGUGGAAUUUACAUUAUGAUAUCGUUGUACUGGAGCCGAGAAUGAGACUUGGUUAUUACAAGGUUAAAUGUAAAAAACAGUGGCAAUAUAUAAUUGUUUUCUGUGAUUGUAUUUUACUUAAUUCAAUGUCCCAUGGUAAUGUGUAUUUUUCUUUUUCCA
Glycine soja is the source of this 1925-nucleotide messenger RNA. Its product is annotated as low-temperature-induced 65 kDa protein-like. Lineage: Eukaryota; Viridiplantae; Streptophyta; Magnoliopsida; Fabales; Fabaceae. The record is from RefSeq and is a predicted model, not a curated record. Bases 60 to 1511 code for a protein of 483 amino acids. Gene Ontology annotation, biological process: response to abscisic acid; response to stress. The transcript has 5 exons.